Molecule: messenger RNA, 840 nt
Organism: Talaromyces marneffei
Lineage: Eukaryota; Fungi; Ascomycota; Eurotiomycetes; Eurotiales; Trichocomaceae
Exons: 1
Coding region: 1-840 (279 amino acids)
Biological process (GO): proteolysis
Molecular function (GO): glutamic-type endopeptidase activity
Source: RefSeq, a predicted model, not a curated record
AUGAAGGCUUCCACUCUCACCCUUUCCCAUAUCUUUCUCCUCGCAGCUUCUGCUGCCGCCGCAGCCACUCGCGGUCAUGGACUCGCUGCUCGAGUGGCCUCGCGGGCCUCGCGGGGCGGGAUGACGCGCCUGACACAUCCCAAAAUCCCUGCCAUGAACGUGGACCACGAUCAAGUUGAAAACCGGACGAAUGUCGACUACAGCUCGAAUUGGUCUGGCGGCGUUCUGACUUCACCUCCGUCGGGGACGACUUUCAGCUCGGUGACUGCAGAAUUUACCGUUCCGGACCCAUCGUUGCCCUCGGGAGCCACGCAAGAUUGUUACGCCUCUGCCUGGGUUGGCAUCGACGGUGAUACUUACACAGCUGCCAUUCUUCAAACUGGAAUUGAUUUUGGUAUUUCGACAUCUGGUAAGGUUACCUACGAUGCUUGGUACGAAUGGUAUCCCGACUACGCCUACGAUUUCUCUGGUAUCAGCAUCAGUACCGGAGACGGUAUCAGACUCACCGUCACAGCAACCACUACAAGUGCCGGUUCAUGCGUCAUCGAAAACUUGACGAACGGACAAUCAGUGACCCAAAGCCUCACAGCCCCGUCGGCAACGGCUACUCUAGGAGGCCAAAAUGCCGAAUGGAUCGUUGAAGAUUUUGACUCUAAUGGUAAACAGGUGCCCUUUGCCAACUUUGGAACGGUAGCAUUUACGAAAGCUGCUGCUGGUACUGCUGAUGGCAGCAGUGUUGGUACCGGUAACGUUGAUAUUUUGGAUAUAUCUCAGAAUGGCAAGGUUUUGACAAAUGCUACUGUUCCUAAUGACUCUGAGGUGGAUGUUCAGUAUAUAUGA